Molecule: messenger RNA, 1176 nt
Organism: Bradysia coprophila
Lineage: Eukaryota; Metazoa; Arthropoda; Insecta; Diptera; Sciaridae
Gene: Ublcp1
Product: Ubiquitin-like domain-containing C-terminal domain phosphatase 1
Biological process (GO): protein dephosphorylation; regulation of proteasome assembly
Cellular component (GO): nucleus
Molecular function (GO): protein serine/threonine phosphatase activity; protein binding
Source: RefSeq, a predicted model, not a curated record
AAAGCGGUUGAUUGAACGGCAACAUAACCUAUUGAGAAGACAUCAUCGUCCUUACAUACAAACAAACCGAAAACGAGUAAAUUCUCGUCUGCUGAUACAAAAUUUCCAGUAAUGGAAGAGGUAAAGGAGAUUUCCAUUAUCGUCAAAUGGUGUGGCAAGGAAUACGUUAUCAGUGAUUUGAUCGAUAGUGAUACGGUCGCUGUUUUACGACACGAAAUCUUCAAAAAAAUUAACGUCCGUCCCGAACGGCAGAAACUGUUGAACUUGAAAUACAAAGGUGCUAAUGCAACAGAUGACGUUAAAUUGGGUUCGCUUGAACUGAAGCCUAACUAUAAACUGAUGAUGGUUGGCUCAUUGGAAUCUGAUAUCAAAGAAGUGGAGUCACGACCAUUGGAUGCAUUAGAUUCUUUGGUUGUUGAUGAUUUCGAGGACACUGAUGAGAAGAAAGAAGUGUCCAUUCAUAACUCUGAGGUCUACUUGUCGAAGGUGAACAAGCGCAUCAAAGACUACCAAGUAAAGGAGCUCAACCCACCGCGUCCGAAUAAGAAACUCCUGGUGCUCGAUAUUGAUUACACUUUAUUUGAUCACAGAAGUGUUGCUGAAAGUGCCGCCGAACUUAUGCGUCCAUUCCUACACGAAUUUCUCACAUCGGCCUACCAGCACUACAAUAUUGUCAUCUGGUCGGCGACCGGAAUGAUUUGGAUCGAAGAGAAAAUGAAAAUGCUGGGCGUUGCCACACAUCCCGAUUAUAAGAUUUGGUUCUACUUGGACUCGAGUGCAAUGAUAAGCGUUUACAUACCGGAAAAGGGUGUCGUCGACGUGAAACCCUUGGGCGUGAUUUGGGGCAAAUAUGCGGAUUACUCAUCGAAAAACACGAUUAUGUUCGACGAUAUUCGUCGCAAUUUUCUCAUGAAUCCUCGUAGCGGUCUGCGAAUCCGACCGUUUCGGCAGGCACAUUCGAACCGGGACACCGAUCGUGAAUUGUUUAAAUUGAUGAAAUAUUUGAAGAAAAUUGCGGAAAAUUGUGAUGAUUUUGAUCGAUUGAAUCAUAGAAAUUGGGAAACGUAUGAACCGAAAUAGUCACCUUCAUAGCGUUGUUACAGUGGUUCAGUUGGUGGACUCGCGAUGGAGAUUUAUAUUAUGGGAGAAAUAAAAUUAAAUUUCGUCAAUUUCAGA